Molecule: messenger RNA, 585 nt
Organism: Phytophthora sojae
Lineage: Eukaryota; Oomycota; Peronosporomycetes; Peronosporales; Peronosporaceae
Exons: 1
Source: RefSeq, a predicted model, not a curated record
AUGGAUGCCAGGGCUCUCUUAGAGCGUUGGGAUCGCUCAGGAGUCUUCGAUUCGGAAUCCUCUAGUGAGGAUGAGGAUGAUGACAACGCUGACAAAUCUGGCCGUAUCCCAGAUAACCCUGGGCUUCUCCCUCCAGAUCCAGCCAAAGAGCAAAUCCGACAUCUAGAACAGUCGUACGCCUACCAAAGUGUUCGCCAGCGCGCUGCUGCUGGUAUCAUCAAACGUAAUGUUCUGGCUUGGGUGAGAUCGAAGGCUUCUUUCUGUGAGCGCGUAGCGGAAAUUGAAAUGUUCGGCCGUACAACUGAAGCGCUGUUAAAAGAGCUGAGCCUGACAUCCGCGGCUCUUGCUGGGGCCAACUCAAACGGAAACACUGACAUAUUUGCACUUGCAAGUGGACGGUGCGAUCCAAAAUCCAGAUACAGCAACACUAUUGCUUUCAAAGACUUGCUCCAGUUCUCGAAACACAUGGCGCUUUUUCCAGUCGAUCAGGCACUCCGCACCGUGGAAGAUGUUACUCGACGCCGAUAUCUCUUUGACUCGCGCUGCGCGAUGAAAAUUCAGUCCAUAUGGCGCCAAGUGCGUGAG